Messenger RNA from Quercus lobata, 1107 nucleotides. RefSeq lists its product as uncharacterized. The coding region runs from base 1 to 1107 and encodes 368 amino acids. The record is from RefSeq and is a predicted model, not a curated record. NCBI's taxonomy places the organism in Eukaryota, Viridiplantae, Streptophyta, Magnoliopsida, Fagales, Fagaceae. The transcript has a single exon.
AUGCAACUCCCUCAAGGCUUUCACAGCAAAGAGAAGAAUGUUGUUUGCAAGUUAAAUAAGUCUUUAUAUGGACUCAAGCAGGCCUCAAGGCAAUGGAAUGCAAAAUUUUGUUAUGUUGUCAAACAACUUGGUUUUAAGCAAUCCAAGGCUGAUUACUCACUCUUUACAAGGAGGCUUAGUGGUUCUUUCAUAGCAUUGGUGGUUUAUGUUGAUGACAUUCUCAUAGCUAGCAACAAUGUUCAAGAGGUUGAAGCACUCAAAGUUUCCUUAGAUCAACACUUCAAGCUUAAAGACCUUGGAGGUUUGAAGUACUUUCUUGGUCUUAAAAUAGCCAGAUCAGCCAAAGGGAUCAGCUUAUGCCAAAGAAAAUAUGCUUUGGAGAUUCUAAAGGAUGCUGGUAUGUCAGCUUGUAGGCCGAGUAAAGUACCAAUGGAGCAGAAUUUAAGGUUGAGCAAGCUGCAAGGUACUUUGUUACCUGAUCCUGGAGUCUAUAGAAGGUCAGUUGGUAGAUUGAUAUACCUAACAAUCACCAGACCAGAUAUAGCCUACCCGGUUCACAAGUUGAGUCAAUUCAUGUCCAAACCAAGGAAGCCUCACUUAGAUGCAGCUUACAAGAUUUUACAGUACAUAAAGGGAUGUCCAGGUCAAGGAAUUUUCUUGUCUGCAUCUUUAGAUUUUCAUUUGAAGGCUUACACAGAUGCUGAUUGGGCAGCUUGUAUAGACACCAGAAGAUCAACCACAGGCUAUUGUAUAUUUUUAGGUGAUUCCUUAAUUUCUUGGAAGUCGAAGAAACAAUCUAUAGUGUCUAGAUCUUCUGCUGAGGUAGAAUAUAGAGCUAUGGCUGUCACUGUGUGUGAGCUGACUUGGCUGCUGUCAUUGUUGAAGGAUUUAGAGAUUUGGCAUCCCCAACCUGCUCUUCUGUUUUGUGACAAUCAAGCAGCCAUUUAUAUUGGAGAAAACCCUGUGUUUCAUGAGAGAACCAAGCACAUAGAGGUUGAUUGUCAUGUUGUUAGAGACAAGGUACAAGACAAUGUAAUUAGGCUGUUUUUCACUCCCACACACACUCAGCUGGCAGAUUUACUCACUAAGGCCCUUAACAACUCAUAA